CUACGCUCCGCCUCCCUUCGUUUCCACCCCGUUCCUCUGCGGCUCCUGCCCCUUCGCCUUCUCCAGGACUCGUGCUCGCCCUCACCGCACAGCGCGACACUCCCGCCCCGUCACCAUGCGCCGCCCGUGGAGGCACCCGGGCCCGGCGGCCGCGGCCGCCGCCGUCGCGCGGCGCCACGGCGCAGCGGACCUCUGCCUCCGCGAGGUCGGGGACCUCCUCCCCCGCCACUUCGCCCGCCGCGCGGCCGGCUCCGAGGACCUUGUGAUGCGGCUCCAGAUUCACCGGAAGCUUGACAGGCACACAGGCUGCGUCAACACAGUGGGCUUCAAUGAGGUCGGUGACACCCUCAUAUCAGGGUCUGACGACCAGAUGGUGAUGCUUUGGGACUGGGACACUGGUGCCGUCAAAUUGGAGUUCCAUUCGGGCCAUGGUGGCAACGUGUUCCAGGCACGCUUCAUGCCCUGCAGAGAUGAUCGGACCAUUGUCACUUGUGCUGCUGAUGGCGAGGUGAGACUCGCCAAGAUACAGGAUGGUGGAGAUGUGUCCACUACAUUGCUUGGUGAACAUGGGGGAAGGGCUCAUAAUUUGGCUGUAGAGCCUAGUAGCCCUUAUAUCUUUUACAGCUGUGGUGAGGAUGGCCUUGUUCAACAUUUUGAUCUCAGAACAAACACAGCCACAAAACUAUUCCUCUGCAGAAGUUCUUUGAGGAAAUCAGGACUCGCCUCCUGUGUUCACCUUAAUGCGAUUGCAAUAGAUCCGAGGAACCCAAAUCUUUUUGCCGUUGGAGGAAGCAAUGCAUAUGCUCGUGUGUAUGACAUCCGCAAGCACAAGUGGGAUGGGUCAUCUGAUUUCGCUCACCCAUCUGACUGCUAUUGUCCACCACAUCUUGUUGACGAUAAACGUGUUGGGAUAACAGGGUUAGCAUUCUCUCACCUGAGUGAGUUGCUUGUAUCUUAUAAUGAAGAGAAUAUUUACUUAUUCCCUAAAAAUGGAGGGCUGGGAUCUGACCCAAAGUCAUCUAUCAAGAUUGGAGCAAAUGAAGGUUACAAAUCAACAAUGGCUGCAUCUGGACAAGAUAUUGCUCAAUCUGCACCUCAGGUAUAUGUCGGUCAUUGCAAUCGUAAAACCGUGAAGCGUGUGACUUUCAUUGGGCCAAAUGAUGAAUACGUUGCUAGUGGGUCAGACUGUGGACGGAUAUUUAUUUGGAGAAAGAGAGAUGGGAGGUUUUUACGAGCCAUGGAGGGUGAUGAGUGCAUAGUGAAUUGCAUUGAGCCUCAUCCUCAUGAUAUGACAAUUGCAAGCAGUGGAAUCGAUAAUGAUGUAAAAAUGUGGACUCCCUCUGCCAUCGAGCGGGCACCUGUGGUAAAUAUUGAGGAGUUGAGACCUCGCAAGAGAAGAGCCAAGCUUUGGCACUUUGACUUACCAGAGCUGUUGAUCCAGCACUUACUGGCAUCAGAGCGUAGGCAGCAAUCAACUGAAGAAGAUUCAUCGGAGGACCUUGAGGACAGCACAGGAUUACUUAGUCUAGUACUACGUGCUGCUGAUGGAAGUGUGUCAUCGACUGAUGAUGAAGAGAUCUCUGAUGGCUCUGAAGAGUUUACAGUCAACUGAUCCGUUGUCCACCUUUCAGGGCCAUUUCAAAAUUGUACAUAUACAGUAAUAAGUUAUCAUGCUCUUAUGGAUGAUAUAGCAGCACAAGUGUGGUUUAGUAGCUUGUCGUUUCUAUGAUAUAGGUAUGUGUUUCGGAGGCCAUUUUAAUGAGAAAAUUGGGUUGUGCUAGUUGUGUGCCAGCAUCUUAUGAAAAUCUGCCAAGGUGUUGCAUCAUUUCUAUAUUUAUAUUUUUCUGACAAAAGCUUUAUGUGGUUUGUCGCUGUCAAUCUCACCUUACUUGAUGUGUGUUCUUGGCU
Molecule: messenger RNA, 1908 nt
Organism: Panicum hallii
Lineage: Eukaryota; Viridiplantae; Streptophyta; Magnoliopsida; Poales; Poaceae
Product: DDB1- and CUL4-associated factor 8
Exons: 5
Coding region: 116-1612 (498 amino acids)
Cellular component (GO): Cul4-RING E3 ubiquitin ligase complex; cytoplasm
Molecular function (GO): protein binding
Source: RefSeq, a predicted model, not a curated record